UUAUAAACCCUUACUAUUUUCCAAGUGUAACAUUAAGAUACUGCUUAGUGUCCGCUUUUCUAGACUUUUUCCCCCAAGUCAGCAGUCACCUGGCCAAGCGUUGGGAACUGGGUCUGCAGUUGCUUAGUUGUCAAGGUUUUCCCUCUAUAUUUUUUCCUCCACGAAAGUGUGUGUGUGAGUUGAAUGUUUUUUGAGCUCUUCUGCAAGCCGAACGAAAUAGUUUUCAAUGACAUUUGAGCCACGGCGUUUGGUCUCUCUGUGUGUGUGUGUGUUUGCUUGUGAGCCAGUCUACGGUCUUGGCCAAAUUAUAUAACUUCAGCAUGCCACAAAUACCUAUGCAAAUAGCUCUAUAUAACCCAAUACGUAUUUAUAGAUGUGCAUGCCUAAGUGUAAGUGUCUCUCUGUGUAUUCAUGUAAAUCUUGUGUAAAUAAUACAAUAGGCCACAGCAACAACAACAGCAACUACAACUACUACUACUACAAGAACAACAAGUCCAACGUAAAAGCAAAAAUGUAAAACCAUAAAUAGAGAAUCCCCACAACAAAAACUACUACUACUUCUACUACUAACUGCAGCAGCAACAACAAAGAGCCGCUGCGAGCAGUGGCAGAAAUCAUAGCAUACCGUCAGGCGCACGUUAACUUAACAUGGUUUGCAUACUGCACGGAUAUUACGAUGCACAGCCUAAAAUGCGUUUUAGCCUCUCACCACCGCCACAGAAAGCCAUUAGCAGUGCCCGCCUAACCUCGCCCACCAAAAACAGCCGCAGCACCACCAUCAACCCCAGCACCACCAUCGUACCCGGCAGCAACAAUAGAAGCCCCAUCAGCGGCAGCAGCAGCUUCACCACCAUGCUGACCCGCAAUGGCGGAGGUCACGGGACCAGCCCCACCGCCUCCGCCUCCGCCGCCUCCUCGGCCACACCCACCACCUCUGCGGAUGAUGAGGCCACCUCGGAUUACAACCAGUGGUUGCAUGCCAUGAAGCUGGUGGCCCGACUGCCCGGAGGCACUCCACCCGAGUUCCGACGCAAGCUGUGGCUCUCGCUGGCGGACAAGUACCUCAAGUCGAAGAACGUGGACUGGGCGCAGCAGCGGGAGAAGUGCUUCUGCGAGGAGUGGCGCGAGGACGACGAGGAGCUGGGCAUCCAAAUCGUCAAGGAUCUGCAUCGCACUGGCUCGAAUCUGUGCACCGGCCCCGCGGGCUCCAUUAACCAGGCCAAGUUGAAGCGCAUCCUGCUCGGCUAUGCCCGCUACAACCCCGAGGUGGGCUAUUGCCAGGGCUUCAACAUGCUGGGAGCCCUCAUUUUGCAGGUGAUGGACAAGGAGGAGGAGGAGUCCAUGAAGGUCAUGAUCUAUCUGGUGGAGGGCGUCCUGCCCACGGGCUAUUUCUACGGAUCGAUGGGCGGUCUGCAGGCGGACAUGGGUGUCUUUCGGGAGCUGAUGCAGACGCGACUGCCACGCCUGGCGAAGCACCUGCAGCGCCUCCAGGGACCCGUGGAGAACGCCUUCGAGCCGCCGCUGACCAACGUCUUCACCAUGCAGUGGUUCCUCACCAUGUUCUGCACCUGCCUGCCCAUGUCCUGCGUCCUGCGCGUCUGGGACCUCGUCCUCAUCGAGGGCAGCGACGUCCUCCUCCGCACCGCCCUCGUCCUCUGGAGUUUGCUGGAAGAACGUGUGCUUAGUGUCAGAUCUGCGGAUGAGUUCUAUGGCAAGAUGGGCUCCUAUUCCAGUGAGCUGCUCAAUGGUCAUCUGGUGGACUCUAACGGCUUAAUAGAGCGAGUGGUUAAACUAGGACCCAUAGCGGAUUUGCGACAGCUCAGAGAUAAGCACCUCUACAACAUAGCCCCACUGCGUCACAAACAGGGAUUGCAGCUCUACUAUGACGAGGAGGACACCCACUCGGAUGAGGAGCGCAUGGCGGUGGCCACCGUUUUUGGCUUGAAUUGGGGCAGACGUGGAUCUGUGGGUCCGGCGGCGGCGGCGGCGACGGCGGGCAAACAGCAGGUGGAGCAGAAGGACCGCUUGGCCCUGGACAUUUCCCUACUGAAGAAGCAGUACGAUCGACUGAGGGAACGCCAGAAGCAGGCCCAUGUCAUCCUAACCACAGCCUGCUCCACGGCAGCCAGGCAGGGAUCCAGUGGUCCAGCGAGUAGUGCCCAGUCGUCGGUGCCGGUAAACCAGUUGCUCCUCGGUCGCCCGGCCAUUGUGACCAACAAGGGCAAGCGGGUUGGUGCCCCCUUGGGGGCCAUUCCACCCGCUCGAAAGCCAUCCCUCCCAGCGGUUCUGCACACCAAGCCGGCUGCAGAGAAGCAGCUGCGACGUGGGGAGACCCUGCUCUGGCGGGACACCGACCCGAGUCGAAGGCGUCGGGACAGUCUGACCUGGAAGGAGAUCAAGGCAGAUCGGGCGGCCAUGGUGCGAGAGGGCGUUGAUGUGAGCUCUGUGAAGACCCAAAAGCUGCGCACCAGAUUAGGGAAGAGCGACAGCUCCUCCUACAGCGAGGAUAGCGAUGGAGAACAGGACGCUGGACCCGUUGAAGGAGGAGGAGGAGGAGGAUCCAGCACGGACACCAGCCUCUGCGACGAUGAUGAUCCCAAGUCCAUGGAGAAGAGUCCCAAGCACAAGGCGAAGCUGGCUCGCAAGCUCAGGGAGCAGAAGCAGCUGAGCAGUUCCAGGGACACAAGCUUGGAGCGACAGAGACCCAAGUCCUGGGCUCCCAGCAGCAAUGAGAUACCCUUCAUGCUCAUGGGCACGGAUAGUGGCGAUGAGAAGGAGCCGGUGGUUAGGGAGGAACCAGAAACGGAACUGGAAACGGGAGAUCCUGCAGAGGAUAGUGCCACUGAAAGCGGUCGUUUUGGCUUUGACAAGGAAUUUGAUACGGUCAGCUACAAGAUGGAGCCACUAAAAAUCCACAGUGAUCCGGAAUUCCCAGACCUAACUUCCACAAGUCCCUUACCCACGCCCAAGGAAAAAAGUGAAGCUGAAGAGGACCUGCUGGAGGAGCAAAAGCCCUUCGAUUUGAGCGAUAAUGGAGUGACCAAUCAGUAUUUCGAAAGGGUCAACAGCGUGGAGCGUCCCAAUCGCCUGGAGCUCUCCUACUCACUCAACGAGGAGGAGACGGAUACCAGUGCGAUUUACCUGGAGGAAAGGGAGAAGAUCGAGGGGCAUAGUGGCGAUAGGGAAUACCAGUCGCUGCCUCCAUUUUUUCCUAGAGAGGAAGAUGAUAGUAGUGUACAGGUUGCAGGCAAAGUGCCACAGAUUCGAGAUGACAACAUUCCUGGCGAAAAUAAGGAUGACUAUAAAGAGCUCCUAAACAUGACGAUAGAGGAAAAAGCUGGCUAUAAACCACCUCCACCCACAGCCAGUAGUUUGAGUAAUGCCAGCCGGAAAAGAAGGGAUCCGCGACGAAAAACGCUGACCCGCUCAUCGACCAUUGAGAUUGAGGAGCGAUAUCAGGCUCUCGAGCGAAGGAUCAGUCAGGAUCAGCCGAAUGGUGGGGAUAGGCAGUCCAAGUACAUCCCAAGCACAGCUGCUCUGGAGGAGCGGUUUAACACCCUCGAGAAACAACUAAGUGCCGAGAAGCAGCGGAAGGAGAUGGCCGAAAUGGAAGCUGACUUUCCCAAUAAAUCCGAGCGUAUUCCCUCCACCGCCGAUCUCGAAACGCGCUUCAAUUCCUUAACAAAACAAAUGAGUUCCAGCGAGUCUAGUUCCAAAGCUCCUAUUGAUCUUAGAGACGAAGAGUCGCCAAGUGGCAAUAGCUCUAAAGAGCAAAAGGAUAGUGAAAAAACCAGCAAGCUGCAUAAAUCCGAGGAGACUCAAUCUGAUUCUAAUGAAACUACAGGAAAAGCAGAAACCAGCGAUACCAAAGAAAAACCAAGCGAAGAAAAGGAGGCAGAAGAAAAGCCGCGCCUUAAAAAACUUCCAUCAACUGCUGAGUUGGAAGAUCGUUUUAAUGCCCUAGAACGCAAAAUGAGUGUACAGAAGAGCAGCCCAUCCAAAACUAAGAAGGAACCACCCGAUGAAGAAGAAACAAAGGCUACAAAAGAGCCACAAGAGUCUGAAAAGCUAAAGGAUAAGCCAACUACUCCUGCGAAGGAUCCCAAAGAUGGCGGAGAGAAAAAAUCCGAAACUAAGGAGGUUUCUAAAUCGCCAACAAAAAACCAAGACGAAAAAGUAAAAGCUGAAUCUCCAAAAUGUGAAGAAAAAUCUACAAAAGAAAGCCCAAAAUCAACAGAGGAGGCCCACAAAUCAGUAACUUCACCGGCUAGUAAAGAAAAGGUUUCGAAAUCGGAUUCAGAAAAUGCAGAAGCUCCUAAGAAAUCCGAUGCUAAACCUAAUGAACCCAAAAAGGCAGAAACUGGUCAGUCCCCCAAAAAAAGUGAUUCCAAAAAGGCAGAAACCAGUAAGACAACGGUUUCAGAAACUUCCGAGUCCGAUAAUAAGUCUUCUAAAGACAAAUCAACUGUUAAAGAUGAAGAAUCUGUAAAGACUCCUCGAAAAUCUCCACCCUCCACAGAGGAACUAGAAAAACGUUUCAAUGCCUUGGAGAAACAGAUGAGCACCACCAAUAUGGAAACAACUAAAGAGGGUGAGCAAUCAAAGUCAUUGGAUAAAAAUAAAACCUCAAAAGAAGAAGAAAAACCCCAAAAGUCUAUUAAAUCUUUCGACGAUAAGAUUAAAGAAGUUAAUAUCGCAAUAGAAAAAGAGCAGAAGAAAGUUGAGACGGAUGAUCAAGGUGAAAAGAUGGAUAAAAAAGUUGAAGAAAACAAAAAACUGGAAGAGCUGAAAAAAAAUGAAGAAUCCUCCGAGUCACCAGAAGAAAGUCUGCAAAAGGGCAAGAGCCAGAGAAGGGCUUCCGAACCGCCUUCUACGGAAGAUCUGGAGAAGCGUUACGAAACCCUGAAGCGCCGCAUGAGCAGUAAACAGCAUUUAGGCACUACAAGCGAAACAGUUGAUGAAGCUCUCGAGCGGAUCCAACAGGAGGUGAUCUCGGAGGCAGUGGAGGAGAAGAAGCCACCACCCUCGACGGAGGAUCUGGAGAGUCGUUUUGAGGCGCUACACGGGGGUGAGAAGAAGAAAGAGUCUACUGCAACAACCACCACCAAACCCAAACAUGUAGAUGUGGCCAUCGAGGCGCAUAUUCCAGAUCCACCACCACCGCCUCCACCUCCCAAAGAUCGUCCACCCAUCCUGGCCGAACCCGUUCUUCACCAGCAACAGGCUCUGAUCGAGGAGCUGCAGAGCAAGAUGCGAGGCCAAUCACCCGGCGAGGAGAACCUCAAGCCCAGCGAGAUCAACCCACAGAGGCAGCGGCAGAGGAAUCUCCUCCAGCGACCCACGCCCAUGGGCGAUGACACAUCGGAAGCACCUGCAAACACGGCUUACUACAGAGCGGCAAACCAAGAGCCAUGGCAGCAGCGCAUGGUGCGUCGGUUCUCUGAUUUACCCUCCCGGGCCGAUCUGGAGAACCGAUUGCAGUUCCUGGAGAGGCAACUCUACAAGAAGUUCUACAAGCAGCGCUGUGCAAGUGAUUCCGAAGUUGCAUCGAGGGUCAAACUACCGCCCGAUGACCAGCCCAGCACAUCCCGCCAAGCGAAGGUCCUGGAGGCCGAGGGUCAGCUGGAGCAGCGUGUCCUGGCGCUGGAGAAGCAGCUGAGCGAGAACAGUCUCAAGUUGCUGGAGGCGAUGAGGGAGCGCCAGAGGUCUGCGGCUCCCAGGAGCGAUGAUAGUGGCUCCCCAAGGUGCCUCAGCACGGAGACCAUUGACGCCACCGGCAAGGAGCUAGUUAGAUAUACCCAGAACAUUGGUGAACUUGAGGAACUGGACGCCCACAAGCCCAUCAACAUUAGCAUCAACAUCAAAAUGCUGGUCAAUAAGGAUGGUGACUCCAAGCAACCCAAAGGUGAGUCCAAGCCCACCACAGAGGAUCUCACUCGUCGCCUGGAGCAGUUAGAGCAGCAAUUAUUGGAGGAGAGGGCCAAGAAUGGUUCAAUCCCACCUGAAAAUGAAGUCCUAGAGGAGAAGCCACCAAAGCUAGAGGAAAGUGACGACUGUAAGAAGCAGGAGAAGAACUGCCAUAAUCAGCAUGUGAAAAGUGACGAAGCUGAGAAAUUGGAGGUUCCCCUUGAGGGAAAAAUCGAACCGGAAGCUGUCAAGGAAACCAAAACCAUGGAAAAUGAGGAGAAAGCUCAGGCUCGCGCCAAAGAGGUGGUUACAGAAAACCCUGUCAAAGGGGAGAAGGCACUGGUGGAUGAAAACCCAGCCAAGAAAACAGGUUUGGUAAAACAAAAAUCUUCUAUUCAAGAAAAACCAGUAGAAGAUACUAAAAAGAAAUCAGAAACCAAAGCUGAAGUCGCCCAGGAAACAUCCUCCCAAGUUAAACCUCUUUCAACUGAGAAGGAAGCAUCCUCAACUAAAGAUCCUAAACCUAAAGAGGCUCCGUCAGAAGAGAAGACCACCAAAAAGGAAACUGAAAAGCUUAAGAAGGAGGAAUCCGAAUCUAAGAAAGAUCUCCCCACAAACAAAACAGAAAAUUCGAAAUCGGAAAUUUUAAAAUCAAAGGAAAACACGUCAGCAGUGGUUACCACCAGCAAAGAAUCAACCAAAGAACUGCCAGAAAAAAAGGAAGCUUCCAAGGAACAUCCCGAUAAAAUGGUAAUCAAUGCCACCGAUGUGGGACCCAUGGAUCCCAACAGCAAGACAGUGGUACUCCUGAUGGACAACGAACCCAGAGCUUCGAAGGUUAGGAGAUUGACUAGAGCCAACACUGAAGAACUCGAGGAUCUUUUCCAGGCCCUGGAGAAACAGCUCAACGAUCGGAAUCUCAUCAAAUCCGAGGAUGGUCGCCUGAUACGAGUGGAAAGCAAGCCAAGUGCCGAGCAACAAGAGCAGACUCAGGCUAUUAGUGAUCUCACCAAGGAAAUCGAGGAUUUCACGAGCGCCGAACCUGAGGAGAAAGAGAAGCCCAAGGAGGUGGAGAAAGCGAAGAAAGCUGAGCCAGAAGAACCUGAGGAGGACUACGAUUGGGGACCCAACACUGUGAAACAUCAUCUGAAACGCAAAACCGUUUACCUGCCCUCCACCAAAGAGUUAGAAUCUCGCUUCCGCUCCCUGGAACGUCAAAUCAAACUGCUCGAGGAUGUGGAGAAGAUUGAUGUGGAGCAGCGAUUGGUUGAAAUUGAAAGGAAAAUCAAACUGCAGUACUCGCUUUCCCACGAAAAGGAUUUGAAUAAGUAUCUAGAGCUGUGCGAGGGUAAGGGUCUGGAUGAUGAGGAAACAUUGCCCUUGGAAACCCCCACGAAAGCUGAGGAAACUGGAACAGUCAGAGAUAGAUCCAGAAGUCCUGGUCGCAAGGUGGUCACCAAAUCUCCGUACACUUCCCCUUCCCGAAAAGCCGCUACUAAAUCUCCUUAUGUUUCUCCCACUCGAAAGAAUGCCACCAAGUCCCCAUAUGUGUCUCCUUCCCGAAAGGCUACCAAAUCACCCUAUACUUCCCCCUCCAGACUGCGCCAGAGAUCACCUUCUCCAACUAGAUCCCCCGAGAGGAAAUCUAAGAGAAGUCCCUACACUUCCCCAGCCCGUCGCAAGCCACAUCCCAACGAUCUCCCAAUCUCCGAUGAUCUGGAGUACAAGUAUCGGGUACUCGAUUUGGUAAGAUCUAAGUCCAAGGAGAACUUGGCCAAGCGAAUGCAUGAUCCCAAUAGAAAACCAGCUAUUCAUCCCCUGGAAAUGAUUCUAAGUCCCAGCCCGGAUGACAGUGCCAUACCCACAACGGGUGAGCUGGAGCACAGGAUACGAGUGCUGGAUGGGAAGCUCAAGUCGCCAGCGAAAACCCGAUCUAAACCUCGCUCACGAUCGCCUACCAUCGAGGACAUAAAACGUCAGAAGAUGCGGGAUGAGCAAAAGCCCAGGACACCUGUACACAAUCUAGAGAGAAUAGUCAGUUCUCCAGGUCGACCAGAACCACCCACUGCCGAGGAGCUCGAGGAGCGCAUUCGCAUUCUGGAGCAGGAACACAAGUUCGACUUCAAGACCCAGAAGGACUACAGGGCAUUUAAUCAAAAGCUCAAGGACGUCAUCUCCCCGUCGCUCUCCUUCGAGGAAUUCCGGGCAGCCAAGUCCCGGGAGCAGAGCCCCCGCCGCCAUGGAGCCACCACGCCCAAGUCUGCCCUCCGUCGUGACGAUUUCGAUGAGCCGUACUCCAGCAGUACCACCACCCACUACCGCCCCACCAGCCCCAAAGUCAUUCGGUUCCGGGACGAAGACGUCGACGAAGAUGAGGACCGAUUCGAGGAGGAAGCACCCAGGCCGAAGUCCCGACAGACCAGCGAUCGAAUGAAGACUCUUGCAGAUCAGCCAUCGGCCACUCGCAGCUACGCCAGCAGCUCGGAGGGUCUGGAUGCCUUGGGUAGUCGUCUAAUGAGGGAAACCUCCCCGAUUACCCGAACCGGAACCCACACGGGCGUACCGCUGCGAACGGGGGAGAACAUCAACGACCGCCUGAGUUCGAUCAAGAACUCCAUCAAAUCGAUCGACACGUUGUGCGAGGAGAAGCCCUACCAGAAGGAGAAGUGCCAGCGGUACAUCGACUCCCUUUUCUCGGACUCGCUGCACUUUGCCAGCAAGAAGAGUUCCCUGGAGGAUCUCAGCCUCAGCCGGAGCCUGAGUCGCAGCGAGAGCAGGGGAAGGAGCAUUCACCGAUCCGGGGACUAUGCUCCCUCGAUAAGGAUCACCUCGGAGCAUCGGUCUUUGGGUUCGGCGGAAUCCCGAAGGAGUCCGCUGGGCAAUAGGGAAACGAGUCCGUAUCGAUCCCAUAGGGAGGUGGGCAGGGAGCUGUCACCGCGUCGAAGGCGGCUGGAGGAGGAGGACGAGGAGCGUAAGGAUCGGGAGAGCAGUAGGGUAAGACGUGAUAACUUGUUGCCAAAUUAUUUUGCUGAUAAUCGUAGCGAACUAAGUAGCGGGAGUAGUUUAACCGGGUUUAACCACAAAGUAGAUAGACAACUAGAAGAGACGUGCGCCAAGUAUGCGGACGAUGCCAGACGCUCGGCCUGUCGCACACCGUUGAGCCACCCGUACGAGUCCCGCACCACAGCCACAGCCACACGCCACAGCCACAGUCACACCGAUCCUGUCCAGAUCCAAGCCAGCACAACCGGAUCAGCCAGUGCAAUCGAUAGUUUCCCCCGGCCCGUGUCGCCCUACCGCCAGCCCUACGAUCCCUAUCAUCGGUCUCCCGGUGGAGGCACACCCCUUUACCAGCCCGGCAAGCUGGAGAUCCGGCACACCACCGUCACCUCGACCUUCUACGAUCGGUUCCUCACCGAGAAGCAGAUCGAGCGGCAGACCCACUCCCGUCCGCCCAGCCGAUCGCCAGUGGUUUCACCCUCGGUGCCGGCCAAGAGCUACGGGGAUUUGUGCAGCACCACUUCAGCCAUAUCCAGCACCACCUCCACCACUGCUUCUACCACCACCACCUCCUCCUCAUUCAUGUCCAGCAGCUAUGCUGGUGCCUCCUUUUCGCUGCCCACCAGCAGCAACUACUCCUAUUUGAACCCGACUCCGGGUGUCUCCGCCACUUCGCCCAGGGCCAGUUGCUCAGAUCUUCGCUCCACCACCACCGCCGCAUCCUUAACCACCACCACCAUCGCCACCACAUCUUCUUCUUAUGUGCCCUACAAUUUCAGCAGCUCCUUCACCUCUCGCCUGAGCGAACCCAUUACCACUUGCUCGUCGAGUGCUGUGAGCACUAGUUCCCUCACCCAUUCCACGGGUGUAUACAAUCCCAUGAUGUCGUUCACUCUGAGGGAACCACUUGCCAGCAGUUCCCUGGGUGCUUCAAGUGCCUCCCCAUUGCUACCGUUUCAGUUUAACAGAACCUUUACUUCCAACUUCGACAAGGAGCAGAACAAACAGUAGAGGAAGUCACAUCAAUCGUUAACCGAAGGUUGUCCAUUAACAUUAAAAGCCCUUGAAAACUUUUUCCCAAUAACAAAUCGAUACAAAUCAAGCUCAAAACUUAUUAUACUGAGAAAAAAAUCAGUCUAAGAACAAUACUAGUUUAAAAAUAUGUUUCAUAAACAAAAUUAAAGUCUAUUACUAGAAUUUAAACUGCAAAAGAGAAGUUUAGUUUAUAAAGCUUGUGUUCUAUGUAUAAUUCUAAAAAUCUCAAAGAUCUUAAGUUUAGAGAUACUUAAUAAUCUGAAAUUAUUCAGAACUUAAAAAUUAACUAAAAACAAUUCUUAGCAUUAAAUGUUUAAUGUUGAUACUUCUUUGAUUCUAAAAAUACUUUUCUUAUUUUAGAUCGGUUUUUAUCUCAGUAAAACUUAACUCUCGCUAAGCAAUAUAAGUAUAGUAAAUAUUAUAAACAGUUAUAGGCAAACACAACUACAUAUUCUCUAUAAAUAUAUACAAUCCUUGCAAAAUCGGAUAUUUACUCUUCAAGCAACUCUUGCACCAAACCAUUUUGGCUUAUUGCAACUUACCUCAUCUACAUUGACAGCACCAGCAACUCAACUGAUCAUAACUUAGCAAAGAUUUUUAUACAAUAUAUAUCUACGCAUAUACAAGGAGUAUAGCUAUCGAAACUGUAACCAGGAAGAGGGCGAAAUGUUAUUACAUCUUUUUCAGCGUUAACCAAAGUUUAGCUCUAAUUCCCUUAACCAGAACACUCAAUUAAGCUUAAACUUUUCCUUAAAAUUAACCAAUCAAUUUACACUAACCCAGAUUAAUACACACUCUUCAAAAACGGUGUUAAACUCUAAAGUGCAUUUUUGGGCCGAGUUAGUCGAGGAAGCUAAAUACAAUGAUUAAUCAAAUUACGUUAACUGACUGACACGAGCCGUAAAAUUAGUUUGCCAACAUUGUUAAAUAUACACGCAGCCAUAUAUAUGUACCUAUACCAAUUGAACGAUAUAUAUUGUAUUUAAUUACAUACCGAUUGCAGUUGUUGAAUUUCAAUUUUGCAAAGGACACGAUUACGAUUAUGAAUAAGCAAGUAAAAGUAAACCCGAAUGCAAAUGGCUAUAGAAACAAUUAUCACUCGCGGCAGAGAAGCCGAAAGUUAAUCAAAACGAUUAGGAAAAUUUUAUGACAAGUAUAUCGAUUUGAAAUCGGCAAGAUCCCAAGACAUAUACCAAUUGCAAUUGUUAAGUAGGCAAGAGACGACAACGGCUUCAGUUUAUACGCAUAAAUUUAAUAUUGUCUAAUGUUCUCUUGAAUUUUGUUCUCCAAUUAUGUUUGCGAUUCUUUUCUUGUUAUUGAGACACGUUUGUAAACCAUUUCUGUUACUGUUUAAAGUUUUUCUGAGAAAACCACAAGCUAACGAAUUGGUAAAUAAUAGUGAAAAUAUUUUUAUUACAAAUUGUUGAAGAGUUUUAAGUUUUGAAAUAAAAUGAAAAU
Molecule: messenger RNA, 11400 nt
Organism: Drosophila suzukii
Lineage: Eukaryota; Metazoa; Arthropoda; Insecta; Diptera; Drosophilidae
Source: RefSeq, a predicted model, not a curated record